AUAGAGCAUAUAGAACAAAUUUUUGUAAAAAUAAAAAUAUGGCUUUGGAUAGGGGGAAAAAGAAGAAAUUUACAGUUAUCGCGCUUACUACCAUCCUUUUGGUGGCAGCUGUUGUCGGCACCUUUGUCCAUACUCGAAAACUUAUUGAUGAAUCCAAACAAAGCAAGGCCAUUGAAAUCGAUACGCAAAAGGCUGGUGGCAAGAAAACCGCUAUUUUGAUUGCAGCAACGACUGUGAUCAUUUUGUGCAAAUACACCGAUUUCAGGGAUAUUUGUAGGCAGACAUUGGAUAGAAUAAGGGCCGGGUUGAGAGAACCAAGGGAUCUUAUAAAAGGAGGCUUUUUAGCUGCCGUGGAUAAUGUGCAAUUCGCGAUAGAAAGAUCAUACCCCCUUAGACAAGCCGCAAAGGAUCCUAGAGCCGCGGCGGCUUUGGACCAAUGUAAAGAGCUUCUCAAUACUUCCAUUGAAGAUCUCAAAAGAUCAAUUAACAGAGUGAAUCUAUUUGAUAUCACAAAGUUGAAAGAUAACACAGUUGAGCUUCGGGUUUGGCUUAGUGGUGCUGUUACCUAUCAAGAAACAUGUCUUGAUGCAUUUGAAAACACAACAGGGGAUUCUGGAUUGAUGAUGACAAAGUUGUUGGAAUUAGGACACAAGCUUACAAGAAACAGUCUUGCAAUGAUAGAUGGUGUCAUUGAGUUUCCCCAAACGACGACGACUCCUGAGUUAUCCCAUGAUGAUCCAAACUCACCUUAUCCUUCAUGGGCAGAUAGUUCAAGACGCGCCCUAAUUAACGUUAAUCCAGGGAACUUAAGGCCUAACGUCGUUGUGGCUCAAGAUGGGUCCGGUACUUUUAAGACCAUCAUGGAUGCCGUUCAUACAGCUCCCCAAAAGUCAGGCGAACCAUAUAUCAUACUUAUCAAGGCAGGUACUUACAAAGAAGAUGUCACGAUUCCUAGGCAUGUCGACAACGUUGUCUUGAUUGGAGAAGGUCCACUUAAAACCAGGAUCACCGGAAGCAAGAACUUCAUUGACGGAGUCUCUACUUACAAUACUGCUACCGUUGCGGUUAACGGGGAUGGCUUCAUGGCCAGAGACAUAGGAUUUGAGAACAGUGCAGGACCUGAAAAGCAUCAAGCAGUAGCAUUGCGUGUCUCAGCCGACAUGUCCAUUUUCCACAACUGUAUGAUGGAUGGUUUUCAGGAUACUCUUUACACCCAUUCAUAUCGACAAUUCUAUCGCCACUGCACCAUUACUGGAACAAUCGACUUCAUAUUUGGAAACGCUGCAGCCGUUUUCCAGGACUGCAAGAUGAUAGUCAGGAAGCCAAUGAGCAACCAAGGAUGUAUGGUCACAGCCCAAGGACGUAAAGACCAACAUUCCGUGGGUGGCCUUGUCCUUGAUGGCUGCACCAUCACCGCCGAGCCAGAGUUCAUGAACGCGGUCCCAAUGCCCAAAUCCUAUCUCGGACGUCCAUGGAAAGAAUUCUCUAGGACCAUCAUUAUGCAAUCAUUCAUUGACAAGAACAUUGACCCGGAAGGAUGGUCACCAUGGACCGGGACGUUUGGUCAAGACACGUGUUACUAUGCCGAAUUUAACAACAAAGGUCCGGGCGCAGACACUUCAAGGAGGGUCACAUGGAAAGGAAUUAAGAAAAUAUCUCCACAAGAGGCUCAGAGUUUUACUCCAGGAACUUACAUACAAGGGGAUACAUGGAUCAAACCAUCUAAUGUCCCAUAUGAUGCUGGAAUGAUGAAGAUCUAAAUCUCUUUGCUUGUAUAUACAUGUUUUUUUUU
Messenger RNA from Erigeron canadensis, 1792 nucleotides. RefSeq names its product pectinesterase-like. The record is from RefSeq and is a predicted model, not a curated record. Bases 39 to 1760 code for a protein of 573 amino acids. Gene Ontology annotation, molecular function: pectinesterase inhibitor activity; pectinesterase activity. The transcript is spliced from 3 exons. NCBI's taxonomy places the organism in Eukaryota, Viridiplantae, Streptophyta, Magnoliopsida, Asterales, Asteraceae. Gene Ontology annotation, biological process: cell wall modification.